CUUAAUAACAAAAGAAAACAAGAAAGAAAGAAAUCAAACAGUAAGAGAAAAGGAAAAAAAAUGUCAAACAACGAAGAGCUUGUAGAGGAAAUAAUCACAACAAAUGGGGAUUCGUUCGAAAAGGUGAAACAGAGGCUGAAGGACCGAUCUAAGAAAAUGGCUCAAACAAAGGAGAUGCUGUCAAAACAAGCGAACCAAACCAAACAGAUCUUGUCUAAACAGGCUGUUAAGAUUGCCAAACAAGCCGAGGAACAUGAAAGGUUUAUUAAUAAGGUGACUUAUCUUCUCGGUGUUCUCGGGUUCGGGGGUUUUUGCUUCCUUUUGGGAGCGAGGCCACAAGAUAUCCCUUAUGUGUAUUGUUUCUUCUAUUUCACAUUUGUUCCUCUUCGGUGGAUAUACUAUCGGUUCAAGAAAUGGCACUAUUAUCUUCUGGAUUUUUGCUAUUAUGCCAAUACGAUCUUCUUGGUCGACCUUCUUCUAUAUCCAAAGAACGAAAAACUUUUCAUGGUUUGCUUCUCAUUUGCUGAAGGACCAUUGGCAUGGGCAUUGAUUGUUUGGCGUUGUAGCUUGGUUUUUAGUUCUGCUGACAAACUUGUUAGUGUCCUAAUACAUCUUCUACCUGGGUUAGUUUUCUUUACUAUUCGGUGGUGGAAUCCUGCAACCUUUGAAGCCAUGCAUCCAAAAGAAACUUCCCGCAGAAUCUCAUGGCCAUAUGGAGUGGAAGACAAAUCCUACCUUUUGACAUGGUUGUUCUGGGUGCCCUUGUUUGCUUAUACCCUGUGGCAGGCUCUUUAUUUCCUUAUCGUCAAUGUCCUACGGAGGCAGAGGCUAUUAAGAGAUCCUGAAGUCAUGACUUCUUACAGGGAGCUCUCAAAAAAAGCCCAGAAAGCAAAUAAUAUAUGGUGGCAAUUGAGUGGUUUGCUUGGGGACCAGAAUCGUCUGCUGAUGUACAUUCUGUUGCAAGCAAUAUUUACUGUGGCAACCAUGGCACUCACAGUUCCCAUCUUUUUAUCCUAUGAAUUGCAUGUGGCCUUCCAAAUACUCAAGGUUUCAGCAGCUGCAUGGAAUGGAGGAAGCUUUCUGCUAGAGGUAAUGCCUAAGCAGGUGAUUCUCAAAGAGAAGAAGAAAUCAGAAAUGCAGCCAGCAUCUACUCAGCAUGACCAAUCAUCAGUUUUGGUCGAAAAUGCAAUGAACACAGAAAUCUCCGCUGGGUGAACGGGUCCUGACGGAUAUGAAUCCAUGAUUUAUAGAAUGUUAAAGGACUUGUCAUAUGGAGUGAAACUCAUUUUGCCUGCCAAGAAAUUAGCUUGUAAUAGUUAAAAUUGUUUACUGAUAAAUCGGCAAUAAUUCUCUUGUAUAUGUGGUCUUCUUAUAACGUAGAUUUAGUCGAGGGUAUCAAGAUUUCAUAUAUUUUUCCCUUC
Molecule: messenger RNA, 1421 nt
Organism: Populus euphratica (Euphrates poplar)
Lineage: Eukaryota; Viridiplantae; Streptophyta; Magnoliopsida; Malpighiales; Salicaceae
Exons: 8
Coding region: 61-1215 (384 amino acids)
Biological process (GO): phosphatidylcholine biosynthetic process
Source: RefSeq, a predicted model, not a curated record